This is a messenger RNA of Parus major (Great Tit), 5085 nucleotides long. It is a transcript of the gene WNT3A, whose product is annotated as Wnt family member 3A. The transcript is spliced from 4 exons. NCBI's taxonomy places the organism in Eukaryota, Metazoa, Chordata, Aves, Passeriformes, Paridae. The record is from RefSeq and is a predicted model, not a curated record. Gene Ontology annotation, molecular function: frizzled binding; cytokine activity. Gene Ontology annotation, biological process: multicellular organism development; cell fate commitment; canonical Wnt signaling pathway. The coding region runs from base 112 to 1170 and encodes 352 amino acids. Gene Ontology annotation, cellular component: extracellular region.
AUUGUUAUUAUUAUUAUUAUUAUUAAAAUAAUCAUCCUGCCUCAGAAGAAAGGAAGGUUUUUGGCAACUCUGGUUAAAAAAAAAAAAAAAAAGAAAGACAACUUUUCAUCAAUGGCCUCUUUUGGAUAUUUCCUGUUUCUUUGUGGGUUGAGUCAGGCUCUGUCAAGUUACCCAAUCUGGUGGUCCUUGGCAAUUGGUCACCAGUAUUCCUCCCUGGGGACUCAGCCCAUCCUCUGCGGGAGCAUCCCGGGCCUGGUGCCCAAGCAGCUGCGCUUCUGUCGGAACUACUUGGAGAUCAUGCCCAGCGUGGCAGAAGGUGUAAAGAUUGGGAUCCAGGAAUGCCAACACCAGUUUCGAGGGAGGAGGUGGAACUGCACGACUGUCAAUGACAGCUUAGCCAUCUUUGGGCCCGUGCUGGAUAAAGCCACCAGGGAGUCAGCCUUUGUCCACGCCAUCGCCUCUGCCGGGGUGGCUUUCGCCGUGACCCGAUCCUGCGCCGAGGGCUUGGCCAACAAGUGCGGGUGUGACACGCGCCACAAGGGCUCUCCUGGGGAGGGCUGGAAGUGGGGGGGCUGCAGCGAGGACGUGGAGUUCGGGACCACGGUGUCCCGGGAGUUCGCGGAUGCCCGGGAGAACAGGCCCGACGCUCGCUCGGCCAUGAACAGGCACAACAACGAAGCUGGAAGGACCUCUAUCAUUGAGCUCAUGCACCUCAAGUGCAAGUGCCACGGGCUCUCGGGCAGCUGCGAAGUGAAGACCUGCUGGUGGUCCCAGCCAGACUUCAGGGUCAUCGGCGACUACCUCAAGGACAAGUACGACAGCGCCUCAGAAAUGGUGGUGGAGAAACACCGGGAAUCCCGCGGCUGGGUCGAGACCCUCCGGCCCAAAUACAAAUUCUUCAAGGCCCCAACUGAGAAGGACCUGGUUUACUACGAGAACUCACCGAACUUUUGUGAGCCCAACCCUGAGACAGGCUCCUUUGGGACCCGCGACAGGAUCUGCAACGUCACCUCCCACGGGAUUGACGGUUGCGACCUUUUGUGCUGCGGCCGCGGGCACAACACGAGGACUGAGAAACGGAAAGAGAAAUGUCACUGUAUCUUCCACUGGUGCUGCUACGUCCGCUGCCAGGAGUGCACACGAGUCUACGACGUCCACACGUGCAAAUAAAGCAGGCAAAACCCUUCGCCGGGCUCCGAGUGGAGAAAUGGAUUUUGAGCCUACUUCCUCUGAGGUUGCAGACAUGAGAGAAGUCUACUUUUUUGUUAUUAAAAGAAUAAAAACUGGACAAAAAAAAAAAUAAUUAAAAUUUAAAAGGCUAAAACUGGUUGGAUAGAAUAGGUCUAAUGACUUCUGGGCUAUCCCGAGGUACAUCUGGCAGUCACACAAGUUCUGCCCCAACGCCGAUGCCUCCGGCAGGAGAACAGCUUUUUCCACCAGCCCUCAACACCGAGCUGGAAAAAAGAGCAUUAGCAAAAGCAUGGAUUUGCUUUGCUCUCACCCACCUGAAGUGACUCGUGUGAUUAAGUGUCCUUUGAAAGACUUGCAUCUUCCUAAGCAUCUCCUUUUCCCUCAGCCAGGCAGAGGCUCUGUUGAACAGCAGCACUGAGCUUUCAGAGAUCUCUUUGCAAACCCAAAUGGCCAGACUGUGUAAUAUGAGCAACAGCAGCAAGAGAAAUAAAAGCAGAUAAAUUAAGGAUUUUUUAAACAAAGAACAUGAAUACUUCUUUUGCCUUGGAACCAGGGAAGUCUACAAAUAUCUUAGAGAGCUGGAGAGUGGGCAAGCUCUUGAUGUGAACUUUUUAGCAUAGUAGCUUCUGCCAGAUUCGACAUAGGAUUCUAUGACAACUUUAGAAAGGGAAGGAGGGAGAAGAGGAGGGAGAGAAAGAGAAGAAACUGCUGAUGACUUCCUGUAAAUGCCCUCUUGGCACAUAGGUGAUGUGCACGAAAAGUUCAGUGUCUUGUGUGUGAAGUGAAGAGGGCUCAGUGUGUGCUUUGAGAAGGACACAGUCCCACAACUGGGAAUCCUGCUCCAGCUCUCCAGCCUGGGACAUGGCUCAGCCAAUGAGUUUUCCUUGGAAAUACGUGGUGCAGUGAGUCCCCUGGGGCUGGACACUCACUCCUGAGCUCAGGACAUCCAUCUCCUCAGCACCCCAGGGAAAGGAUGGAAAGGGAAAGCGUUCACCCUUCCCACAUCGUUGGGGAGUUUCGUUGCCAGCAGUGGAAAGUGCACUUAGUUCAUCCACUCUCUGCACCUGAUGCAGGCUUCAUGGGCACUUGGCAACAUCCCAAGCCCACAGGUCUGGUGUGAACAUGGAUCUGAAGGACUCAUUGUCACCCAUUAAAUUACGUGAGGGUGAACCAACCCACCGUCACCACCACACCCCGCAAGCUGGAGCAGCCUCAGACUCAAGCCAAACCUUGUUCCACACCCAAUUCCUACAGCCAUUCCCACCUAUAAAAGUGGCACAGAUUAAAAUGGACAAACCCCAGAUUCUGAACCAGCCCAGAGUUUGGGUGAGUUUGGACACAGAGCUAAAUCCCAGCUUUGCAGCGCUGGCCCAUCUCUGCUGCUCACACCUGACUCCCCAUCUUUGCAUGUUGCUCUGCUUCCAGUUCCAGAUCAGGAUCGCAGUUUACAGAAACAGGUCUCACCUCCUCCAUGGUCAUCAGGGCUUCCUUCAGGGUAUCAGGCAUGAGCUCAGCCCAUCACCUUGGCAUUUACAGCACUGUAACCCUGCUUGGCUUGUUCCUGGUCAAUACUGGGAUAAAUGAGGCGUGACCCAAGCAUGGAGUCACAGCCUGUUUUAGCCCCAGAUGCACUUGCCCUGUGUCCUCUUUGCCUUUCCCCUGCUUUUGGGCUCAUAGCCUGGAAAAAGGACAAUAGAUCAGUGCUGUCUCUUCAGUCCAGGAAGAGAAACAGGGCAUGAGUUAAUUCCUUUUUCAUGGCAAUGUAAUCAUGGCUGUUGGCUGGUUCACUACUGGAAAUCUUUGUAGAGAAACCAGAGUGCUCCUCUCUGCGUGUCAGCCUUUUCCCAGGAACCAAAGGAGGGAGUACACAGAAGAGGAAGAAGGGAACAAGCAGAGCUUAAUCCCAUCAGAGAGAAAACAGGAGGAAAUGAUGCCUCCGAGGACUGACUCUGAGUCACGGUGUCUCCUGGGACUAUUCCUAGGCUGGUGCAGUUUAUGCAUCACCCAUUUGUCUCAGGGCUGUGCCCAAGGGCACAAGCAAGAUUUGCUUAUUGAUGGAGGCACUUCUAUCAGUGCUUUGCAAAAAAAAAAAUAAAAAAAAAUAAAAAAUAAAUGCAGUGAAAUGAAAACAGAAGAGAGAGAAGGAGAAAGAAGAUCAAGAGAAGCCAAGAAAAAUAUGGGGAGAAAAUCCCCAUACCUGUGAUAUCUGUCCAUACACUGCACCCCACUGAUGGCCACACACCAAGUGGAGAAGGCAAUAGAUCACUGAUAACUUUAAUAAAGGUCAAUUAAUGGAUGCAUGACUGAUUUUCAUAGUGCAGUCUUGGAGAAAAGGAAAACUUAAUCAUGGGAAGUAGAGAAGGAAGCCACUGCAGUGGGAGGUUGCACCUGUAACCAACAUCAAGAAAGCAAAUGCUCCAGGAAGCCAGGUGUGGGGUGGAAGACAUUGAUGAAUUGGAGAGGAUGGGAUAAGGGAAGAUACAUCUGAUUUAUUUAAUAUGAGGCAGUGCAAGCAGCCACAGUGAGAGAUGUCAAACACGUCCUACCAGGAACUUUGUCAAUAAAUGGUGACCCAACAGUGAAAAUUCAAAUCAUUGCAGGCCAUGAUCCCUUCAAUCCAUUGACUUCAGCGGGGACACAUCCACAACUGGUUUUACCCUAAGAUUUUUAGUCCAAGUGGUUUCAAACUCCUUCUUCUUUAGUACCACACCAGUGAAGAAAUGGGUUAAAGGAUUUGGCUUCCACACAUGGGAGCUGGAAUCUGACCCCAGCCCAUCCACAGCAUGUUCACAUCCACCAUUUCUGCUUUUGCACCAGAACAAGCCCAGCUUCACCACCAGACCAAGCUUUUUGGGAAGCAGGGGGAAAAAAUAUUGAAACUAGGAAUUUGCUGAGUAAUUGCUUCUAGAGGUGAACAAAUUUUGACUGGAACAGUGGGAUUUAUUUCAUCUGGUCUAAUCUGUUCAUCUAAUUUUCUGCUGGGAUCGAUGGCAAGAAACAAAUCCAGGAGGUGAUUCAUUGUACUUAGGAUGGUACCUAAGUUAUGUUUGGUUAAAUUCCCUCUGGGUGUGUCUCUGACUUCAGCUGCUGAGCUCAGAGUAGAUGAUGAGCUCUUCCAUAGGUCCAGACUGAUGAUGUGAAGUCCACCAUAAGUCAAGGAGGUGAAGCUACAAGCUGAUCAUCACCUGAGAUGGAUGGGCUGGAAGUUGUGCUCCUUCCCUCCAAGCUGGGGUCAGGCUUGAACCAGCUCAGUGGUUGGGGACUCCCCCCUCCCCACAUUCAGGGGUUUUUUAACGAAGCCUAUGGGUACUUGUUUGGGUUUGUCAUGUAAUUAAUCAUCUCUGUGAUGAUACCAUGUAAGGGGCUGAGCAGCUGCUACUAAAGUCACUGAAAAACACCUGCGUGAAUUCUGUUCCUCACCCCAAGCACCCCCAGGGGUUCCAGUCCUGACUCUGCCCAUCCCUGAGGGGGGAAAAGAGCCUGUGAGGGGUCUGGGAGCUGGGCCUGUGUCUGACCCCAUGGUUUUGGAGAGGGGACUUGGGCCAUUGCUCACUGCUACACGUGAAUUCAGGAGGUGUUUUUGGAAAACUGAGAUCCCUCUCCACUGCCUACACCGGGUGUCUCAAAUCGGGGUUUCCACUGCACUGGUGAGAAAAAUGUAGUCAAUGAUGAGUGAGGUGCCAUCCUGCCCUAGAGGAGAUGGUGUAACUACCACCCAGAGCUGCCUUCCGCUUCAGGUUCUCCUGUGAAAACAGUAGGACCUCACUUAUGGAAGGGUCUUGGUUCAAUAAUAGAAUUCCUCAAUAAUAGAAACAUCUGGUGGCACAUUAUAGGUGCCCUACAAUGUUCUGUUGGGGUCCAGAUGUUGUUUCAAUGGCUCAAGACCCACAGAAA